Molecule: messenger RNA, 2043 nt
Organism: Halteromyces radiatus
Lineage: Eukaryota; Fungi; Mucoromycota; Mucoromycetes; Mucorales; Cunninghamellaceae
Exons: 3
Coding region: 34-1644 (536 amino acids)
Source: RefSeq, a predicted model, not a curated record
UAUCAUUCUUUUUUAUUUUAUUUACUGGAGAUUAUGGCUGAAAGAGACAAUCCAAAAACUUAUUAUAACCAAGCAGAAUACACUGGAGCAGCCAAAACGUCCAAACCUGACGAUACCUCUUAUCCUCCUCCACCACCUUAUUCAAAUACUCAACCUGGCGCUCCUUCUUCUUCUUCUUCAGCUUACUCACCAUCCGCUCCACCUUCAACAUAUGCGUCUGCACAAGAAUAUCCAAGCUAUGGUUCUCUUGACCCAAACAGACCUGGUUUAUUGGAUUCUCGAACUAAUCCUUAUUCUUCGCCUUUACCACGAACAUCUCCUCAACAACAUUAUCCUUAUCCUGGUAUUCCUGAUGUCAACUCAACUACUUCCACACCUACUACUCAUUACAAUCCUCAUAUUCCUCGUGAUUGGAUACCAGACGGAGGUUAUAACAAGUCUUCAUCAACACCGCAACAACAAUCAUAUCCUGACGCCAAUCCAUCCUCUCCUAGAUCUCGUAUCAAUAUACCUGAAUAUGCACGACAAGCAAUGGAUAACAGUGAUCCUGGAUGCUGCAAGAAAUGGUGCAAAUACAUCCUUGUUGCACUUUUAAUUUGGUUAGUGAUUCUCAAGUACAGUGGUACCUUCCAAUUUGACACUGGUCAUCACAACAAUUCUGGUCAAGGUGCUUAUUGGGAAUGCAAGGGCAAAUCAUUAGUAUCUUGGACGGAUUUGCCAAACAAAAUCAAUGUGGAACAAGAUCUCUUUGUGAUAAUAAAAGGCCCUGUAACGGUAUCCAAUAGUUAUGUCAACAUUCAUCCUGCAAGUGAUCGUGAUGUUGGUUGGAUAGAAUCUCAUAUUAUGAUUUCACCACCUUCUUUGGUCAACGAUGACGAACUGUAUUACCAACUAGAACAACAAGAUGAUGAAACACGACUUGUCCUUCAUUUGCCUCCUUGGGAUGGACAACAUCAUGGACAUGAACGGCCCUGUGUUCAAGUCAAAAUGGAUAUUUACUUACCUGACAAGAUCAAAUCAUUACGUGUCAAUGUCAACAAUAUGCCCAUAAAAGUAACCCGUGGUGGAGAUACAUUCGACGAUAAUAUCGUAAAGUUGGAAACUGAUCGUGUAGAGCUUUCUACGACAAAUAGCGCCAUUCUAUUCGACACAGCAUACUGGGAAGGUGAUACCAUGUCAUUGACAACCACAAACGGUCCCAUCACAAUCUCUGGUAAUAUGGAAGCCGAUGAAUGGAUACAUGUACAAUCUUCCAAUGGUCAUUUGGUCUCUGCAGGCACAAUGACAGCUAAAGACAAGAUCGAACUUACGUCCACCAACAGCAAAAUCAGCACUCAAUCUCUUAUUGUAAAGGAUAUUUUACAAGUCUCCACUACCAACGGUGCCGUUCAACUUGGAUCUCGGAUCUCUGGUGAUCAUCUUCUUAUCCGUUCUACCAAUGGUGCCUUGACCCUACCAGAGCUAGUUGCUGAAUCUUCCUUGACUGCUACCACCACCAACGCAGCUAUUGUAGCUCAUGUUAUUGCUGAAAAGGAUCCAAAAAUACGAUUCUCCACUACAAAUGCGCAUGUCUCUGUGAAAAUGGUAAUAUCAAAUAAUAAUAAUAAUAAUAAAAAAAAAAAAAAAAAGGAAAAACAUGUAUAGACUGAUUUUUUAUUAUUCUUGUUGUUAUUCGUAGACAAAUGAAUUCGAAGGUCGUGUGGUUGCCCAGACAUCCCCAUCAGACAAGGUAGUCAUUGACGAUGAUCAUAUUGCCUAUGAUAUCAACUUACGCCAUUAUAAACAAGGUCAACGACUCAAAGGGGAUGGUGAUUUGUCUAUCGAUACCUCCAAUGACGAUAUCCGCCUAUCUUUUGUAUGAUUGUGUUAAUUAUCAUUUUAGUUAGUUGAUUAUUUAUUCCCCUUUUAGUUUGAUCAAGUCAAUAAAAAAAAAUAUUAUAUAUAUAUAUCCAAUUUUUAUAUUUGAAUGCAAUAUCUCUAUCUUCUUCCAUACCAUUAUUCCAUCAUCAUCAACUUCGUUUAUUCGAUCAUCGUCUUAGAAAC